Messenger RNA from Closterium sp. NIES-67, 1284 nucleotides. NCBI's taxonomy places the organism in Eukaryota, Viridiplantae, Streptophyta, Zygnematophyceae, Desmidiales, Closteriaceae. The record is from the annotation of a GenBank genome assembly.
AUGGCACAACGUCAGCAGCCCAGCCGUGGCACGAAGAGCAAACAUGCGACCCUCGGCGGUCAUUACAAGGAUCAAGGAGGUCUGGCUGAAGCACAGACUGAGAGCGGUGGCCAGUCAUUUGCUGGCGAGAUUGUUGGGCUGCAGUUACCUGAUAUGGGACCGCCUGCACUGGCAACUGGCAGAAGUGGCCCCAGCCAGGCUCCCAGCCCAGCCUCCUGCUGCCUCAACGCCUGUCCAUGCUCCUCCCACGCUUGGUGCAACUGCUUAUACCGCCGUUGGUACCCGGCUCUUUAAGCGAGCCGCUGGCGUUGAGACAAACGGCGGGGUGGAUCUGCUCUACAGCGAGAAAGGCCGGAAGAUGUCAAGGCUCAAUGACGAUGUUCGUCUGCGAAACACGCAGCUUGAGGAGGAAGCACUUGCUUCUAGAGACGAACUUCAACGACAGACGGUGGUCACCACUACGUCGCUGAGGGCGGUAGAGAACUUGGCCAACCAAAUGGAGAAGAAGGUUCUCACGGACAAGCGCGUGAAUGACAUCAUGAAGCAGGCAGUUAGCCUCACCAUCAGCAAGCCCCCGUACAUUAACUAUGCUCCAGAUGAAGCCCACUGGCUGAACCUCUUUGUUGAGCUGGCAAACGUGCAGCCACUCUCAGAAACCGCAUUCAAGCUUAAGCUUGAACUAUCGAACUCUGAUGCCUUAGAGUGGACUGCCAAAAUGUUCAACAACAGGUUUGGGAAAAGGCUUUCCAACCUCAGGCUCGGAGCACUCCUUAAUUCCCCUCUUAAGCUAAUCAAAGCUGUGAUCAACAGCGAUGGGAAGAAGUGCUACAAGAAGGACACUGAGUUCGCACUUGCAUGUGUGAAGUGGGUUGCUGAGAACGCAAUUGGGAAGGCCGGUCCGGUCGUAGUGCUGCACCGACAUCAGCUCACCCUCACUAUGGCCGUGAUUCGUCACAAGUUGCGCAAUCCGAACAUGGCACGCGUUCAGCUAGAAAGGUCUGGAGAUUCUGAUGCCCUCGGAAGGCAGGAGCGCGUCGUCCAGCGCCUGCUCAACCGGUUCCAGGCCACCAAGUACAACGGCAGCAACUACUUCAUCGGCAAGCUGUACCUCAUGGAUUGGGUGGAUGUCCCAGAGAACAUCCUGGCCUUUGAUUUCGUGGGGGACCGUGACGUAGAUGAUGUGGUUGAAGGCGACCUGAAUGGAGAGGGUGUGGAGGUUAUUUUCUGAAGGGGGCGAUGGGGCAAGUGGAGAAGGCCAUGUUGCAUCUGGAUGUGCUUCGUUAU